This is a messenger RNA of Arabidopsis arenosa, 2725 nucleotides long. NCBI's taxonomy places the organism in Eukaryota, Viridiplantae, Streptophyta, Magnoliopsida, Brassicales, Brassicaceae. The record is from the annotation of a GenBank genome assembly.
CGUAUCAAUUCCCUCUCUCUAUUACUCUUAUUCCUUAAAGCUUUCGAGUUUCUUCAAUCUCUAUCUCUUCUUCUCCGAUCGAUCUGAAGUAAGAGAGCUUCGAGAGGAAGAAGAAGAUGGGUUGUGCUCAAUCUAAGAUCGAGAACGAAGAAGCAGUUACACGUUGCAAAGAACGAAAACAACUGAUGAAAGAUGCCGUCACAGCUCGUAACGCUUUCGCCGCCGCACACUCAGCUUACGCUAUGGCUCUUAAAAACACCGGAGCUGCUCUUUCCGAUUACUCUCACGGCGAAUUCUUAGUCUCUAAUCACUCAUCCUCUUCCGCCGCAGCAGCAAUCGCUUCUACUUCUUCUCUUCCCACUGCUAUAUCUCCUCCUCUUCCUUCUUCUAUCGCCGCGGUUUCUAAUUCAACCGCUUCUUCUUCCGCUGCGGUUCCUCAGCCGAUUCCUGAUACUCUUCCUCCUCCUCCUCCUCCACCACCGCUUCCUCUUCAACGUGCUGCUACUAUGCCGGAGAUGAACGGUAGAUCCGUUGGUGGUCCUUCUGGUAAUGGACUUAAUGGAAUCGAAGAAGAUGGAACUCUAGAUAACGAUGAUGAUGAUGAUGAUGAUGAUUCUGAAUUGGAGAAUCAUGAUCGUUUGAUUAGGAAAUCGAGAAGCCGUGGAGGUAGGACGACGAUUGAAGAUCAUCAUCACCAGGAGGAGAAAGCUCCACCACCUCCUCCGGCGGCUAAUUCACGGCCAAUUCCGCCGCCACGUCAGCAUCAGCAUCAACAUCAACAACAGCAACAACAACCAUUCUAUGAUUACUUCUUCCCUAAUGUUGAGAAUAUGCCUGGAACUACUUUAGAAGACACUCCUCCACAACCACAACCACAACCAACAAGACCUGUGCCUCCUCAACCACAUUCACCAGCCGUCACUGAAGGAGAAGAAGAUGAGGAGGAGGAAGAUGAGGAAGAUGAGGAGGAGGAGGAGGAGGAGACGGUGCUUGAACGGAAACCACCGGUGGAGGAAAGACCAAAGAGAGUGGAGGAAGUGAGUGUUGAAUUGGAAAAAGUUACUAAUUUGAGAGGGAUGAAGAAGAGUAAAGGGAUAGGAAUUCCCGGAGAGAGGAGAGGAAUGAGAAUGCCGGUAACGACGACGAAUUUGGCGAAUGUAUUCAAUGAGCUUGAUGAUAGUUUCUUGAAAGCUUCUGAAAGUGCCCAUGAAGUUUCAAAGAUGCUUGAAGCUACUAGGCUCCAUUACCAUUCUAAUUUCGCAGAUAACCGAGGACAUAUUGAUCACUCUGCUAGAGUGAUGCGUGUAAUUACAUGGAAUAGAUCGUUUAGAGGAAUACCAAAUGCUGAUGAUGGGAAAGAUGAUGUUGAUUUGGAAGAGAAUGAAACUCAUGCUACUGUUCUUGACAAAUUGCUAGCAUGGGAAAAGAAGCUCUACGACGAAGUCAAGGCCGGCGAACUCAUGAAAAUCGAGUACCAGAAAAAGGUUGCUCAUUUAAAUCGGGUGAAGAAACGAGGCGGCCACUCGGAUUCAUUAGAGAGAGCUAAAGCAGCAGUUAGUCAUUUGCAUACAAGAUACAUAGUUGAUAUGCAAUCCAUGGACUCCACAGUUUCAGAGAUCAAUCGUCUUCGGGAUGAACAACUAUACCUAAAGCUCGUUCACCUUGUCGAAGCGAUGGGGAAGAUGUGGGAAAUGAUGCAAUUGCAUCAUCAAAGACAAGCUGAGAUUUCAAAGGUGUUGAAAUCUCUGGACGUUUCGCAAGCGGUGAAAGAAACAAAUGAUCAUCAUCACGAACGCACCAUCCAGCUCUUGGCGGUGGUUCAAGAAUGGCACACGCAGUUUUGUAGGAUGAUAGAUCAUCAGAAAGAAUACAUAAAAGCACUUGCCGGAUGGCUAAAGCUAAAUCUCAUCCCUAUCGAAAGCACACUCAAGGAGAAAGUAUCUUCGCCUCCUCGAGUUCCCAAUCCCGCAAUCCAAAAACUCCUCCACGCUUGGUAUGACCGUUUAGACAAAAUCCCUGACGAAAUGGCUAGAACUGCCAUAAUCAAUUUCGCAGCAGUUGUAAGCACGAUAAUGCAGCAGCAAGAAGACGAGAUAAAUCUCAGAAACAAAUGCGAAGAGACAAAAAAAGAACUGGGAAGAAAAAUCAGACAGUUUGAGGAGUGGUACUAUAAAUACAUGCAGAAGAGAGGACCGGAAGGGAUGAAUCCGGAUGGGUCAGAAGCGGAUAACGAUCAUAAAGACGAAGUCAUGGUGCGGCAAUUCAAUGUAGAACAAAUUAAGAAGAGGUUGGAAGAAGAAGAAGAAGCUUACCACAGGCAAAGCCAUCAAGUUAGAGAGAAGUCACUGGCUAGUCUUCGAACUCGCCUACCCGAGCUUUUUCAGGCAAUGUCCGAGGUUGCGUAUUCAUGUUCAGAUAUGUAUAGAGCUGUUACGUUUGUGACUAAGCGGCAAAGCCAAAGCGAACGGCAUCAGAAACCUAGCCAGGGACAGAGUUCGUAAGAACUAUUGUAAAGUUCAGAGUAAUGUCUUCUUUUUCUUUGAUCUUGAAUAUUUAAGCGCACACACAUACAACGUAUAGCUAAACCUUUAUCAUUGCUUUCUUAUUAAGUUUUGGGUUUUAUAAGAAGGUUUGUUACAUCUGAGAUUCAUAGUGUUUGAUUCUUAAGGAAGUUAUGUUGAGUAAUAAGAAAAGUUGUGUAUUGAAAUAGAGUUGCAUUUGUAAU